Aspergillus novofumigatus IBT 16806 is the source of this 572-nucleotide messenger RNA. RefSeq lists its product as uncharacterized. NCBI's taxonomy places the organism in Eukaryota, Fungi, Ascomycota, Eurotiomycetes, Eurotiales, Aspergillaceae. The coding region runs from base 113 to 430 and encodes 105 amino acids. The record is from RefSeq and is a predicted model, not a curated record. The transcript is spliced from 3 exons.
CCCUCAUCAGCUAGCCUCUUAUCUAGCCAUCCCAUCUUCAUCGAGUCGAACUACUCACCAUAACCAACAACUACACACACGCCAGACAAGCCAACAGACAGAAAGCCCCAAAAUGAAACUCCAGUUGCAGUUGAACCCCACCACCACCCUCCUCCUCUCCACACUUGCGUUCCAACUCGCCCGCGCAGACCUAAGCUACUACUGCGAAAUGGCCAAAGACGGCACAAACAUGAUCCAGAAGGCCUACUGCUGCGAUGAUCUGGUGCCUGCGCGCUACGCGGAGAGUUUCUUGCAGGGGGACAAGUGUACGCCUGCGGAUCCGAAGACGGUGGGGGAUAAGUGUCCGAAUGAUGGGAUGAUGCCGGUUUGUUGUUAUACCAUUGAGCAUGUGUUUAUUUGUACUUCGAAUGGGUAUGUUCAGGAUUUGUAGGGCAAACGGGGAGUGUAUAUGGUAGAUAGAUGGAGGGUAUGGUGGUCGGGAUACGGAUUGUGUAUUGCUGCUUGGUUAUGUUACUUGGCUCCUAAUAGGGCUACCGGCUGCUACCUGUGCCUUUUGAUGGACACGAGCAAGG